Messenger RNA from Acanthosepion pharaonis, 543 nucleotides. The record is from the annotation of a GenBank genome assembly. NCBI's taxonomy places the organism in Eukaryota, Metazoa, Mollusca, Cephalopoda, Sepiida, Sepiidae.
AUGACGACAGACGGACGAAGAUGCGGAGCUGCCGAUCAAAGGAAAAAAACAGUUACGGACGGCUUCAAAGCGAAGACAAUUAAGGAAAACACACUUAAUUUUUCUCUUUCAUUCACUCUUUCUUUCUCUUCCUCUAUCUCUCACUCUCUCUCUCUCUCUUUCUCUCUAUCUCACUUUUUCUCUAUCUCUCGGUUUCGCACUCUUUUUCUCGCUUUCUUUAUACCUCUAUGUUUCGCUCUAUCUCUCUAUGUCAUGGUUUCGCCCUCUGUUUCUAUCUCUCUCUUUCUAUCUCUCGGCUUCACCCUCUCUCUCUCCCCCUCUCUCUCUAUCUAUCUAUCUAUCUCUCUCUCUCUAUAUAUAUAUAUAUAUAUAUAUCGGUUUCACUCUCUCAUUCUCUCACUUUCUCAUUCUCUUUCUCUAUAUAUAUCUAUCUCUCGGUUUCACACUCCCUAUCUCUCAUUCUCGGUUUCACUCAACCACUCUCGUUUUCACUCUCUCUCUCUCUCUCUCUCUCUCUCUCUCUCUCUCUCUCUGUUGUGGUAG